Molecule: messenger RNA, 9758 nt
Organism: Miniopterus natalensis
Lineage: Eukaryota; Metazoa; Chordata; Mammalia; Chiroptera; Miniopteridae
Gene: ACACA
Product: acetyl-CoA carboxylase alpha
Biological process (GO): fatty acid biosynthetic process
Cellular component (GO): mitochondrion
Molecular function (GO): acetyl-CoA carboxylase activity; ATP binding; metal ion binding
Source: RefSeq, a predicted model, not a curated record
GUUGCCGCCCUGAGGGAACUGAGACCGAGGGACUUAGUGGCCGCCUCUGGAACCCGGGUCUUGGAGUGCUGCUCAUGGAGUGACCAGACUGAAUGGUGUAAGGGUGUCCAGGGUACGCCUCACUCAGAUGCUUCUGGACCGUCGAAAUUAUCUCCUUUGGAAAGAGCCAUCCCCUCUUUGGGCUUCAGAGGCCCAGACUGAGGCGCAAUGAUGAGAGGAUGUGGUGGUCCACUCUGAUGUCAAUCUUGAGGGCUAGUGCCCAGAAGUGCAUCCUGGACGAAUAUUUGUGAAAUGAGCAAGUAAAGGCAAAGGUAUGGAUGAAGUCACUCAGGCAAAAUGUAUAAGUUCUUUUUGGAAGUGGAUAUCUUCUCAGACAAUAAGAAUUAUAAGAGCUCUGCGAGCUCAUUUUGAAGAAAUAAUGGAUGAACCAACCCCCUUGGCCAAACCUCUGGAGCUGAAUCAGCACUCCCGAUUCAUAAUUGGUUCUGUGUCUGAAGAUAACUCAGAGGAUGAGAUCAGCAGCCUGGUGAAGCUGGACCUACUGGAGGAGAAGGAGGGCUCUCUGUCACCAGCUUCGGUCAGCUCAGAUACGCUUUCUGAUUUGGGGAUCUCUAGCCUACAGGAUGGCUUGGCCCUACACGUGAGAUCCAGUAUGUCUGGCUUGCACCUAGUCAAGCAAGGUCGAGACCGAAAGAAAAUAGACUCACAGCGAGAUUUCACUGUAGCUUCUCCAGCAGAAUUUGUUACUCGUUUUGGUGGGAAUAAAGUGAUUGAGAAGGUUCUUAUUGCCAAUAAUGGCAUUGCAGCAGUGAAAUGCAUGCGGUCCAUUCGUAGGUGGUCUUACGAGAUGUUUCGAAAUGAACGUGCAAUCCGAUUUGUUGUCAUGGUCACACCUGAAGACCUCAAAGCCAAUGCAGAGUACAUUAAGAUGGCAGAUCACUAUGUGCCAGUGCCAGGAGGACCAAACAACAACAACUAUGCAAAUGUGGAAUUAAUUCUUGAUAUUGCUAAAAGGAUCCCAGUACAAGCAGUGUGGGCUGGCUGGGGUCAUGCUUCUGAGAAUCCCAAGCUCCCAGAACUUCUUUUGAAAAACGGCAUCGCCUUCAUGGGUCCUCCAAGCCAAGCCAUGUGGGCUUUGGGAGAUAAGAUUGCAUCUUCCAUAGUGGCUCAAACUGCAGGUAUCCCAACUCUUCCCUGGAGUGGCAGUGGUCUUCGUGUGAACUGGCAAGAAAGUGACUUUUCAAAACGUAUCUUAAAUGUUCCCCAGGAACUCUAUGAAAAAGGCUAUGUGAAGGAUGUGGAUGACGGGCUACAGGCAGCAGAGGAAGUUGGGUAUCCGGUAAUGAUCAAGGCCUCAGAAGGAGGAGGAGGAAAGGGAAUCAGAAAAGUCAACAAUGCAGAUGACUUCCCUAACCUUUUCAGACAGGUUCAAGCUGAAGUUCCUGGAUCUCCUAUAUUUGUGAUGAGACUAGCCAAACAAUCUCGUCAUCUGGAGGUGCAGAUCUUAGCAGAUCAGUAUGGCAAUGCCAUCUCUUUGUUUGGUCGUGAUUGCUCUGUACAACGCAGGCAUCAGAAGAUUAUUGAAGAGGCACCUGCUGCUAUUGCUACUCCAGCAGUAUUUGAACAUAUGGAACAGUGUGCGGUGAAACUUGCCAAAAUGGUUGGCUAUGUGAGUGCGGGGACUGUAGAAUACCUCUACAGCCAGGAUGGCAGCUUCUACUUUUUGGAACUAAACCCUCGGCUGCAGGUGGAGCAUCCUUGUACAGAGAUGGUGGCUGAUGUUAAUCUCCCUGCAGCACAACUCCAGAUUGCCAUGGGGAUCCCUCUUUACAGAAUCAAGGAUAUUCGUAUGAUGUAUGGAGUAUCUCCCUGGGGUGAUGCUCCCAUUGAUUUUGAAAAUUCUGCUCAUGUUCCUUGCCCAAGGGGCCACGUUAUUGCUGCUCGGAUCACUAGUGAAAAUCCAGAUGAGGGUUUUAAGCCCAGCUCAGGAACAGUUCAGGAACUGAAUUUCCGCAGCAAUAAGAACGUCUGGGGUUAUUUUAGUGUUGCUGCUGCAGGGGGACUUCAUGAAUUUGCUGAUUCUCAGUUCGGUCACUGCUUUUCCUGGGGAGAAAACAGAGAGGAAGCAAUUUCAAACAUGGUGGUGGCUCUGAAGGAGCUGUCUAUUCGGGGUGACUUUCGAACCACGGUUGAAUACCUGAUUAAACUGUUGGAGACCGAAAGCUUUCAGUUGAAUAGAAUCGACACUGGCUGGCUGGACAGACUGAUAGCAGAGAAAGUACAGGCAGAGCGACCUGACACUAUGUUGGGAGUUGUGUGUGGGGCUCUCCAUGUGGCUGAUGUAAGCCUGCGGAAUAGCGUCUCUAACUUCCUUCACUCCUUAGAAAGGGGUCAAGUCCUUCCUGCUCAUACACUUCUGAACACUGUAGAUGUUGAACUUAUCUAUGAGGGAGUCAAGUAUGUACUUAAGGUGACUCGACAGUCCCCUAACUCUUAUGUGGUGAUCAUGAACGGCUCAUGUGUAGAAGUAGACGUGCAUCGGCUGAGUGAUGGAGGACUGCUCUUGUCCUAUGAUGGCAGCAGUUAUACCACGUACAUGAAGGAAGAAGUGGAUAGAUACCGCAUCACGAUUGGCAAUAAAACCUGUGUGUUUGAGAAGGAGAAUGACCCUUCAGUGAUGCGCUCACCGUCUGCUGGGAAGUUAAUCCAGUACAUUGUGGAGGAUGGAGGCCAUGUGUUUUCUGGCCAGUGCUAUGCUGAGAUUGAGGUGAUGAAGAUGGUAAUGACCUUAACAGCUGUUGAGUCUGGCUGUAUUCAUUAUGUCAAGCGGCCUGGAGCAGCUCUUGACCCUGGCUGUGUAAUAGCCAAAAUGCAAUUGGAUAACCCCACCAAGGUCCAGCAGGCUGAGCUUCACACGGGUAGUCUGCCACAAAUCCAGAGCACAGCACUCAGAGGCGAGAAGCUCCAUCGAGUGUUCCACUAUGUCCUGGAUAAUCUGGUCAACGUGAUGAAUGGAUACUGCCUUCCAGAUCCUUUCUUUAGCAGCAGGGUAAAAGACUGGGUAGAGCGGUUGAUGAAGACCCUCAGAGAUCCCUCCUUACCUCUCCUAGAAUUGCAAGAUAUCAUGACCAGUGUCUCUGGCCGCAUCCCCCCCAACGUGGAGAAGUCUAUCAAGAAGGAAAUGGCUCAGUAUGCUAGCAACAUCACAUCUGUCCUCUGUCAAUUUCCCAGCCAGCAGAUUGCCAACAUCCUAGAUAGCCAUGCAGCUACACUGAACCGGAAAUCUGAACGGGAAGUCUUCUUCAUGAACACUCAGAGCAUUGUCCAGCUGGUGCAGAGGUACCGAAGUGGCAUCCGAGGCCACAUGAAGGCUGUGGUGAUGGAUCUGCUGCGGCAGUACCUGCGAGUAGAGACACAGUUCCAGAACGGUCACUACGAAAAAUGUGUGUUUGCCCUUCGGGAGGAGAAUAAGAGUGACAUGAACGCGGUACUGAACUAUAUCUUCUCUCACGCCCAGGUCACCAAGAAGAAUCUUCUGGUCACAAUGCUUAUUGAUCAGUUGUGUGGCCGGGACCCUACGCUCACUGAUGAGCUGCUGAAUAUCCUCACAGAGCUAACUCAACUCAGUAAGACCACCAAUGCUAAAGUGGCACUCCGAGCACGCCAGGUUCUUAUUGCCUCCCAUUUGCCAUCAUAUGAGCUUCGCCAUAACCAAGUAGAGUCUAUCUUCCUAUCUGCUAUUGACAUGUACGGACAUCAGUUUUGCAUUGAAAACCUGCAGAAACUCAUCUUGUCUGAAACAUCUAUUUUUGAUGUCCUGCCAAACUUCUUCUACCACAGCAACCAGGUGGUGAGAAUGGCAGCUCUGGAGGUGUAUGUUCGAAGGGCUUAUAUUGCCUAUGAACUUAACAGCGUACAACACCGCCAGCUUAAGGACAACACCUGCGUGGUGGAAUUCCAGUUCAUGCUGCCCACGUCUCAUCCAAACAGAGGGAACAUCCCCACGCUAAACAGAAUGUCCUUCUCCUCCAACCUCAACCACUAUGGCAUGACUCAUGUAGCUAGUGUCAGCGAUGUGCUGCUGGACAACUCAUUCACUCCACCAUGUCAGCGGAUGGGCGGAAUGGUCUCUUUUCGGACUUUUGAAGAUUUUGUCAGGAUCUUUGAUGAAGUGAUGGGCUGCUUCUGUGAUUCCCCACCCCAAAGCCCCACAUUCCCUGAGGCAGGUCACACGUCUCUAUAUGAUGAAGACAAGGUCCCCAGGGACGAACCCAUUCACAUUCUGAAUGUGGCUAUCAAGACUGACUCUGAUACUGAGGAUGACAGGCUGGCAGCGAUGUUCAGGGAGUUUACCCAGCAAAACAAAGCUACUCUGGUUGAGCAUGGAAUUCGCCGCCUUACUUUCCUGGUUGCACAAAAGGAUUUCAGGAAACAGAUCAGCUGUGAGGUGGAUCAGAGAUUUCAUAGAAGUCCUCUGAGGAAUCUGGAUUAUAACAAGAAUGGAAAGAGAGAAUUCCCUAAAUUUUUCACGUUCCGAGCAAGGGAUAAGUUUGAGGAGGACCGAAUCUAUCGCCACUUGGAGCCUGCACUCGCCUUCCAGUUAGAGCUGAAUCGGAUGAGAAAUUUCGACCUGACUGCCAUUCCAUGUGCUAAUCACAAGAUGCACCUGUAUCUUGGGGCAGCCAAAGUGGAAGUGGGCACAGAAGUGACAGACUAUAGGUUCUUUGUCCGUGCAAUCAUCAGACAUUCUGACCUGGUCACCAAGGAAGCUUCUUUUGAAUAUCUACAAAAUGAAGGUGAGCGGCUACUCCUGGAAGCCAUGGAUGAGUUGGAAGUCGCUUUUAAUAAUACAAAUGUCCGUACUGACUGCAACCAUAUCUUCCUCAACUUUGUGCCUACAGUCAUCAUGGACCCAUCAAAGAUUGAGGAAUCUGUGCGGAGCAUGGUAAUGCGCUAUGGAAGUCGGCUGUGGAAAUUACGCGUCCUCCAGGCAGAACUGAAAAUCAACAUUCGCCUGACACCAACUGGAAAAGCAAUUCCCAUCCGCCUCUUCCUGACAAACGAGUCUGGCUAUUACUUGGACAUCAGCCUGUACAAGGAAGUGACUGACUCCAGGACAGCACAGAUCAUGUUUCAGGCGUAUGGAGACAAACAGGGGCCAUUGCAUGGAAUGUUAAUCAACACUCCCUAUGUGACCAAAGACCUGCUUCAAUCAAAGAGGUUCCAGGCACAAUCCUUAGGGACAACAUACAUAUAUGAUAUUCCAGAGAUGUUUCGACAGUCCCUGAUCAAACUCUGGGAGUCUAUGUCCACUCAAGCAUUCCUUCCAUCGCCUCCUCUGCCUUCUGACAUGCUGACAUACACUGAGCUCGUGUUGGAUGAUCAAGGUCAACUGGUCCACAUGAACAGGCUUCCAGGAGGAAAUGAGAUUGGCAUGGUUGCUUGGAAAAUGACUCUUAAGAGUCCUGAAUAUCCAGAAGGCCGAGAUAUCAUUGUUAUUGGCAAUGACAUCACAUACCAAAUUGGGUCCUUUGGGCCCCAGGAGGAUUUGCUGUUUCUCAGAGCUUCUGAGCUUUCCAGGGCAGAGGGCAUUCCACGCAUCUAUGUAGCAGCCAACAGCGGAGCAAGAAUUGGACUGGCAGAGGAAAUUCGUCAUAUGUUUCAUGUGGCCUGGGUAGAUCCUGAGGAUCCUUACAAGGGAUACAAAUAUUUAUACCUAACCCCUCAGGACUAUAAGAGAGUCAGUGCUCUGAACUCUGUCCACUGCGAGCAUGUGGAGGAUGAAGGAGAGUCCAGGUACAAGAUAACUGAUAUUAUUGGGAAGGAAGAGGGACUUGGAGCAGAGAACCUUCGAGGUUCUGGAAUGAUUGCUGGAGAAACUUCAUUGGCCUAUGAUGAGAUCAUCACCAUUAGCCUGGUUACAUGCCGGGCCAUUGGAAUUGGGGCUUACCUUGUCCGGCUGGGACAGAGAACCAUCCAGGUUGAAAAUUCUCACUUAAUUCUGACAGGAACUGGGGCCCUCAACAAAGUCCUCGGGCGGGAAGUAUAUACCUCCAAUAACCAGCUCGGUGGCAUCCAGAUCAUGCACAACAAUGGGGUGACCCACAGCACCGUUUGUGAUGACUUUGAGGGGGUGUUCACUGUCCUGCACUGGCUGUCAUACAUGCCUAAGAGUGUAAACAGUUCAGUUCCUAUCCUGAACUCCAAAGAUCCUAUAGAUAGAAUCAUCGAGUUUGUCCCCACAAAGACCCCAUAUGAUCCUCGAUGGAUGCUAGCAGGCCGUCCUCACCCAACCCAGAAAGGUCAGUGGUUGAGUGGCUUUUUUGACUAUGGGUCUUUCUCAGAAAUCAUGCAACCUUGGGCACAGACUGUGGUGGUUGGCAGAGCCAGGUUAGGAGGAAUACCUGUGGGAGUAGUUGCCGUAGAAACCCGAACAGUGGAACUAAGUAUCCCAGCUGAUCCUGCAAACCUGGAUUCUGAAGCCAAGAUAAUCCAGCAGGCUGGCCAGGUUUGGUUCCCAGACUCUGCGUUUAAGACCUAUCAGGCUAUCAAGGACUUCAACCGUGAAGGGCUGCCUCUGAUGGUCUUCGCUAACUGGAGAGGCUUCUCUGGUGGGAUGAAAGAUAUGUACGACCAAGUGCUGAAAUUUGGUGCCUACAUCGUGGAUGGCUUACGGGAGUGCUCUCAGCCUGUGAUGAUUUACAUUCCUCCCCAGGCGGAGCUCCGGGGUGGCUCCUGGGUUGUGAUUGACCCCACCAUCAACCCCCGGCACAUGGAGAUAUAUGCUGACCGAGAAAGCAGGGCAUCAAUUCUGGAGCCAGAAGGGACAGUAGAAAUCAAAUUCCGCAAAAAGGAUCUGGUGAAAACCAUGCGUCGGGUGGACCCCGUCUACAUCCACUUGGCUGAGCGAUUGGGCACCCCAGAGCUCAGUGCAACUGAGCGGAAGGAGCUGGAGAACAAGCUGAAGGAGAGGGAGGAAUUCCUGAUUCCCAUUUACCAUCAGGUAGCCGUGCAGUUUGCUGACUUGCACGACACACCAGGCCGACUGCAGGAGAAGGGUGUUAUUAACGACAUCCUGGACUGGAAAACAUCCCGUACCUUCUUCUACUGGCGGUUGAGGCGUCUCCUGCUGGAGGACCUGGUCAAGAAGAAAAUCCACAAUGCCAACCCCGAGCUGACAGAUGGCCAGAUCCAGGCCAUGUUGAGGCGCUGGUUUGUGGAGGUGGAGGGAACGGUAAAGGCCUACGUUUGGGACAAUAACAAGGACCUUGUGGAGUGGCUGGAGAAACAGCUGACAGAGGAAGACGGCGUUCGCUCAGUAAUAGAGGAAAACAUCAAGUACAUCAGCAGAGACUACGUCCUCAAGCAGAUCCGCAGCUUGGUCCAGGCCAACCCAGAGGUCGCCAUGGAUUCCAUCGUCCACAUGACCCAGCACAUCUCACCCACUCAGCGAGCAGAAGUCGUCCGGAUCCUCUCCACGAUGGACUCCCCAUCCACGUAGGGAGAGCUUCCUGCCCCCCGCCUCCGGAGAAAGGGCUAGAGCUGCCUUACAACGGAAACCACUGUAAUAAGAAGGCACAGGAGACCCAGCACUGGAAUCAACCGGCAUUUUGCUUUCCCUCAAAUGUUUUCAGGUUCUGCAUGACCUCCUGGGAUGCAGGGUCACAGAGCCGGCUCCAGCCCUCAGCCACACCUGUCCUGUUCAGUAUUUAUUACCCUGGCUGCAAUGACAGCCCUCUUUCCCUGCACACACCCAAGAAGGCAAUGAAGGGUACACAGGUACCAUGAGGUCUUACUGCACAGAAGCAGAGCUGCCCCCCCGUCCUGAUGGCCCCUUGGUCUCAGUCCAGGGAAGCGCCAGGCCGUCAGCAGCCCACACCCGUCCCCGCCCCAUGAGCCUGCAGCCGCAGGCAGCAGAGGAGGGCUGGGGAGAGGACGGCACCUGAGGCCCGCUAUUGCUUUACCCCCACAUUCAGCCCAGCCGACAAACACUAGGCACUGGAGAGGAAUCAUUCCCAGCCUCAUCACACAAGGUACUAUUUGUGAAGGAAAAUAGAGCAUGAAAUCGGCAAGCUCCAUGGGAACUCAAAGAUGAAGGCAAAACUGUGAUCCAGGGAGCAGAGAGAGGAAACAGACCUAGUCACUGUGGUGGAUUCAGAGGCCUCGACGCUGAGUUCAGUUCUCUUAGAACAAACGGGAAGCUGGUGACCUACCCUGCAUGUCACUGCUCGAUGGGCCGGUGCACCUGGGGGGGCUACAGGGCCAGCGCGUGGGGGGCCCACCCCUCCCAGGUCCCACGGGCAGUGUUGGUUGGCUGAGCUGGCAAAGGAGGAGCCGGAGGGCUGCCCUCUGUCACUGAUGGGAAGUAGUUCGUUGUACCACAGGGAGAGUGGGCCGAAUAGUCUCUCAUGUUAAGACUUGGAAGGUUGUUACCAGGAAGCCUGGAGCUCUGAUAGUCACAGGAGGUUGAUAGUGCCUAUGGAGUCGCUCGUCUCCACUCUGGGGCCGCUCUCCGAGCGUCUGCUGUCCUACUCCCCUUGGGUCUGGUCUCUCCCUGGGAUGUACACAGGUAACAGGUGCAGCAGUUCCCCACAGCUGCCAACAGGAACCAUGUGACAUCUAUGCUCUCGGCACCGGGAACACAGAAUCCAUAUGACCUUAAGAUUGCCUACAACUCCCUCAUGGUGCUGCUGUCUUCCAGGCUCACUGGUCCCUGCCCGGGCGGCGGCAGGGGCCUCCUCACGGUGGGUGGAGAGCACUUGUUUAUGUGCAAGAACCAGUUUGUUCAAGGAAGGAGCUUACUGAUUCCCCCGUUGGAAUUCCUAAAGCAAGAGUGGCAGGUGAUCAGGGCUGGUGUAGUAUCCAUUCCUACAGUGCAGCUAAUUGCACUUGUCACUGGCAACCAAGGAGGAGAUCACUAAGACAAUUUAGAAGUACCGGUAUGAAUACUUGUGUGCCAGCUGCAGUUGUGAGCCCUAACCCUGUAGUUCACACACAAGAACGGGCUCCGAUUCCCCUUCUUCAGAAACUGGUCGUGCAGGUGGGCAUCGUGUGGCUGGGUACGUCUCCGACUGCCCCUAGGAGCUCAGAGCCUCGACCAGGCUGCCCUGGUACAAGGUACAGUGUUUGGUGCCAUCAAGAAGGGCGGGAAAGGGUGGGCAACAACUUCAGUCCAGCAGGAAACACCCACUGUUGCUAGUAUCUGCUGACCCAGUAAGAAUCGAACUCAUCUUUGACCAAAUUAUUCCUCUCCCCUCUCCCGCAAUAAAUAAAAUCCCCACACCGACAGCGGGUGUGAAGUCCUGCACUCACCGUGGCAUCUCCUCAGAGGCAGGGUGGGUGACUUGUCAUUUACCUCCCCCCUCACCACCAAAUUAUGACACAUUAAACGAAUCCAUUUCCUCUCUGGACCCCUGUAAUGCCUAUUCCCCCAUGUUCAGGGCACCUCACUUUAGGUCUCACCCUGAAAGGGGUUUUUCAUAUGGAGAAGACAAGGAGCCACCGAGUGUGAGCGAGCUGCCACUCCCACAGCCCGUUACUCAGGCAAGGUGACUAAGGCAGGAGGAGCGUGCGGGAUGCGUUGACCAGGACUCGCUGGAGCUGAGAUUGUCCUUUUGUCCGAUCACCUCGUUCACAAAGCAGCCUUCACUUGUCUCAUUGGAACUCGAUGGACACACCCUGAUGAGCAAGGAGCUUCAGUCAAAUGUAAAUGUAUUCUUUUCACAUUUUGUUGAAAUAAACCUCCAAUUUGUAGAAGA